This is a messenger RNA of Pelecanus crispus (Dalmatian pelican), 2356 nucleotides long. The record is from RefSeq and is a predicted model, not a curated record. NCBI's taxonomy places the organism in Eukaryota, Metazoa, Chordata, Aves, Pelecaniformes, Pelecanidae.
AUGUCUGACAAAGUGACUGGAGGGAUUGUCGCUGGCUAUGGAUGUACUCCGCUUAUGUUGGCAUCUCUCCGUGUGGGCAGCUCCGAUAUUAGUGAGGAUGAUGAGGAUGCGGAAGAUUCCUCAGCAAAUAUAAUAACAGAUUUGAUCUAUCAAGGCGCCAACCUGCAGGCCCAAACAGACCGUACUGGGGAGAUGGCACUGCACUUAGCAGCCCGUUAUUCAAGAGCAGAUGCUGCGAAACGUUUGCUGGAUGCUGGUGCGGAUGCUAAUGCACGGGACAACAUGGGACGGACUCCCCUGCAUGCAGCUGUAGCUGCUGAUGCCCAGGGUGUCUUCCAGAUCCUGAUCCGUAACAGAGUGACAGACUUGGAUGCACGGAUGAAUGAUGGAACGACGCCAUUAAUUCUGGCCGCACGGCUGGCUGUGGAAGGAAUGGUGGCUGAGCUAAUUAAUUGCCAGGCAGAUGUGAACGCCGUAGAUGACCACGGUAAAUCUGCUCUUCACUGGGCUGCUGCUGUCAACAACGUGGAAGCAACACUAGUGCUGCUGAAAAAUGGAGCCAAUAGAGACAUGCAGGAUAACAAGGAAGAGACACCACUCUUCCUUGCCGCUCGGGAAGGCAGUUUUGAAGCAGCAAAAAUCUUGCUGGACCAUUUUGCCAAUCGAGACAUCACGGACCACAUGGACCGCCUGCCCCGAGAUGUGGCCCAGGACCGGAUGCACCACGACAUAGUGCAGCUUCUCAAUGAGUACAAUGUAGCGCACAGCCCCGCUGGGCAUCCUGGCGCCAUGCUGAACUCUGCCCUCUCCCCGGUCAUCUGUGGCCCGAAUAGGUCCUUCCUCAAUCUGAAGCACGCUUCGUUAAGCAAGAAGUCACGAAAACCGAAUGCCAAAGGCAUCAUGUCCACAAACCUCACCAAAGAUGCAAAGAGGAGAAGGAAGAAGUCCCUCAGUGAGAGCAAAGGGCAGUUUUCGGAGAGCUCAGUGACCCUGUCACCAGUUGAUUCCCUAGAAUCGCCCCAUGCUUUUGCAUCUGAACCGACAUCAUCCCCUGUGAUGCCAUCGCCAGGGGUGUUACACUCGUCGCCCAGCUCACUGCUGACUGCUCCAUCAGUGCAGGCUGCGCACACGAUGUCCUUCUCCAACCUCCAUGAGAUGCAGCCCUUAGGACGUGGAUCCAGCACCGUGCUCCCGUCCGUCAGCCAGCUGCUUUCACAGCACAGAACCACCCCUCCUAACAGUGGGCUUGGCAGGCUCCGGCCAGCCAACGUUUCCACCGAGUGGAUGAACCGUAUGGAGGUGAACGAGUCCCAGUACAACGAGAUGUUUGGCAUGGUGCCACAGGUGAUGCAUUCACACCCCAGUGUUUCUCAGCAGAGCGGUUUGGUUCAAGCAGAUACAAAGCACAUGGGAGUGUCCAGAGAGUCUCUGCCCCCUAUCAUGACUUUCCAGCUGGUUCCCAAGGGUGGCAUAAACCAGCAAGCACUGCCGCAGCAGGCCCAGUCAAACUGCGCUCAGAACAUGGCUGGUCCUCUUAGCUCCAUGUACCAGAUUCCGGAUUUAACUCAGCUGCCCAGCGCCUCGUUCUCCAUGGCUGCCAUCCCUCAGCAGGACGGGCAGGUGGCUCAGACGGUCCUCCCAGCCUACCACCAGUUCCAGAGCUCGAUGGGGAAGUACCCCACACCUCCGUCACAGCACAGCUGCUACUCCUCGGCCACAGAACGGACUCCUAGCCACAACCGGCACUUACAAGGGGAGCACCCAUACCUGACUCCGUCACCUGAAUCUCCAGAUCAGUGGUCAAGCUCCUCCCCACACUCUGCCUCUGACUGGUCUGAUGUGGCAACCAGUCCCAGUAACAACCAACGCGGGCCAGCGGCCGCUCACAUGACAGAGCAGCAGCGGAGCAACAUGCAGGUGUAUGCCUGAAGGCUGGCCAAGGUGAAGCCCAAUUAAAGUGGACUCCAGAACUCAUGAAGGUCUUCCAGGAUAGAAAUGAAGAACCAUUUUAGUAUCCAAGAGUCUUAAUGAGCCCAGGCUGUUCUUUCCUUGGAGGGACUGUGGUCGCUGUAGGCUUGUAUGCUUUUAUGCUAAACACAGAACUGUAGAAGCUGGUGAUGGAGAAGACCAGCUGGGUCACUUCUAACCAACUCCCGUGCACCUUGGGUGUGAUUGCUGUCUGCACUGGAUUCUCCAGUCUGCUUUUAAUUAUGUUCCACCAUUUCUUUGGGGAGACAGCUCUUCAGCUUAAUGCAUCUCAUGGUCAUUUCUCCAGAAAUUUAGCCAAAACCAGCUUUGUAUCCUUAUUUUGUUACUCCUUUUGUUACCCACGUAACCUCUUUCUGAAGCACCUUCU